CUCCGAAGAGGGGGAAGGGCCCGGGAGGCGGAGCGGAAGCGGAGUGCGAGGGACCAGCAGAGUAGAAUCUCCACAAGCUGGGAACCAGCCUCGUCGCCGAUUCCCGGUCGCGUCCUUUCUUCAUCCCGACCUGGAGGCUGCUUCACCAGCGCGGGACGCAGCUGGCGCCCUCUAAUCGGCUUUCGCUGCGCCGCCCAGGAGCCUGUUGGCGGCGGCGGCGGCGACGGUGACAAGAAGCCCACUGGCAAGUUUUACAGAGGAAAUUGAGAGUUGGAGGCAAUCUUGUUCAAGAUGAAGAAUAUACCAUAUUAGCAGAGGAGGAGGAGGAGGAGGGAAUAUUUUUCCCCUUCAAAAAUCUUGAUUGGUGGCUUGCCUCUAGUUACCACUUUACAGCUUAGUCUGUUUGCUUCAGGAGAAAUGAUUUUUGCAAUCUCCAGAAAAAAUAUGUCCCAGAAAUUGAGUUUACUGUUGCUUGUAUUUGGAUUCAUUUGGGGAUUGAUGUUACUGCACUAUACUUUUCAACAACCAAGACAUCAAAGCAGUGUCAAGUUACGCGAACAAAUACUAGAUUUAAGCAAAAGAUACGUUAAAGCUCUAGCAGAGGAAAAUAAGAACACAAUGGAUGUUGAGAAUGGCGCUUCGAUGGCAGGAUAUGCGGAUCUAAAAAGAACAAUUGCUGUCCUUUUGGAUGACAUUUUACAGCGGUUGGUGAAACUAGAGAACAAAGUUGACUAUAUUGUUGUGAACGGCUCAGCAACCAACACUACCAAUGGUACCAGUGGGAAUCUGGUGCCAGUAACCACGAACAAAAGGGUCAAUGCAUUCGGCAACAUUAGAUAACAGUUAAAGAUCACCUUGUGCUGCUGCAUCCCCUGGGUUAGAUCCGAGGACAGAAAAGCUUUACACCGCUGGCUAGGAUAGAGUAAUACUUUGCACAUACUCUGCAUUUUCAAGGAAUAUGCUGGAAUCAUGGAACUCUCAUUCUGUAUAUACAUUUUUAAAAGUUAUUAGUUUGCUUUCAGGCAAGGCUCUUCAAUGCUGAACUGUAUCCUUAAAGGGAAUUUGGUAACAUGGUUGAUGUGGUAUGCAGAUAGGUGAUCUUUAUGCAAACCUUUUGUGUUUGAGGUCAAGCUGAAAUAAAAACACUGAAAGACA
Eptesicus fuscus (big brown bat) is the source of this 1155-nucleotide messenger RNA. It is a transcript of the gene CCDC126, whose product is annotated as coiled-coil domain containing 126. The transcript is spliced from 3 exons. The coding region runs from base 418 to 840 and encodes 140 amino acids. Lineage: Eukaryota; Metazoa; Chordata; Mammalia; Chiroptera; Vespertilionidae. The record is from RefSeq and is a predicted model, not a curated record.